AUGGGCACAUACCCUGUUCUUCCCUCAUACGUAAAGUCGACAAUGGAGGACCUCCAGGAUGUCAUCGACAAGAACGCAGAGCAACUCGUUGGAAAGAAUGUCAUUGACAAGUUCGGCCACUCCAACCUCCCCUUCUUGCCCAAGGUCUUGUCCAUCGCAAAAGCUCUUCCUCUUCAACUGCACCCCAACAAGGAACUUGCAGCCAAGUUGCACAAGGAGGAUCCUCAGAACUUCACGGACCCCAACCACAAGCCCGAGAUUGCUCUUGCCCUGUCCAAGUUCGAGGCUUUCUGCGGUUUCAAGCCUCUCGAUCGUAUCGAGCCCCUCUUCAAGAUUGAGCCCCUCAAGCAAUUCGUUCCUGAACACACCAAGUUCGAUGACCAGGUCCUCAAGAAGACUGUGAACACUAUGCUCAAGGCUGAUGAGAAGACCGUCGGAUCCGUCGUUGAUGGUCUAACCAAGCUCGACAAGUCCGCAUUCGGUCAGGACACAUACAUCCCUGAACUCAUUCCUCGCCUGGCCGAGCAAUACGACAAGACCGACAACGGUAUUCUGGUUGCUCUCGUUACCAUGAACUACCUCGUCCUGCAGGCUGGCGAGGGCAUCUACAUCCCUGCCGAUGGUAUCCACGCCUACCUCGCCGGUGAUAUCAUCGAGUGCAUGGCCCGCAGCAACAACGUCCUCAACACUGGUUUCUGCCCUCAAGCCGAGCGCAACUCCGCAGACCUCUUCACCUCCACCCUGACCUUCAAGCCUCAUGACCCCGAGGCUUGCAUGCUGCGCGGAGAGUCUUACGACCGUAGCAAGAACGGCAAGACUCAGGUCUACAGACCCCCUAUGAGCGAGUUCAACAUGCUUGUGUCGAGACUCAGCAAGGGUGACAAGGAGACUCUUGGUGCUGUCAACGGUCCUAGCAUCCUGCUCGUCACAGAGGGCAAGGGCAAGCUUACCGCCGAUGGCAAGUCUUAUGACGCUUCCGAGGGUAACGUCUUCUUCAUUGCUCAGGGAACCGAGCUGGAGAUCGAUGCUGCGGAUGGUCUCUUCUUGCACACCGCUUACUGCGAGUAA
Messenger RNA from Aureobasidium musti, 1068 nucleotides. The record is from the annotation of a GenBank genome assembly. NCBI's taxonomy places the organism in Eukaryota, Fungi, Ascomycota, Dothideomycetes, Dothideales, Saccotheciaceae.